Molecule: messenger RNA, 1301 nt
Organism: Octopus sinensis (East Asian common octopus)
Lineage: Eukaryota; Metazoa; Mollusca; Cephalopoda; Octopoda; Octopodidae
Product: membrane-associated progesterone receptor component 1-like
Exons: 1
Coding region: 525-1163 (212 amino acids)
Cellular component (GO): membrane; endomembrane system
Source: RefSeq, a predicted model, not a curated record
AGGCCGAGCAACCAUGUAAGUUUAAACUGCCUUGUUGGCCGCGUCAGCUAUAAAUAAAGCCAGAUCUUCUUAGAAUAAAAGUGGUGUGUGUCUGCAGGAAGAUUCUGUUCCAAGAAGCCUACUUGGCUUGUUUAUAUGGCAAACGUCAGGAGGAAUAAAAUAAAAGGAAAGAGAUUGUGUGUGUAGUUGCUUCAUAUAUACAUACAUAUAUAUAUAUAUAUAGUAUGUAUGUAUUAUGUGUAUGUAGGUCAGGUCAGCGGUGAAGAAACGGUGUAACGGACCAAUCAGUCACCGCUUAAAGAAGUGGACCUCCACAACGUUGUUUAGCAGAUCCUCCAUGCAUGGCUAGGGACUUGCCAGGCUUUCUUCGUCACGCAUGAACACACAGACACGCUGUUACUAACAACAAGCUAACAGAAUAAACUGAGCUAUCGAGACGAGACAAUUACCGUGGCAUCGUGUUGUUCGAAAGAGGAUAUUUAUCAUACGUAAAAAGGAUUUACAAAAAAAAAAUAUUUGUCGUAAUGGCGAGUAACGAAGAACCACAGAGCGGAGGAGAUGGUUAUACAGACAUGUUUUGGAAUAUAUUCAAUGAAAUAUUCUCUAACCCUUUAAACGUUAUCCUUCUGGCUGUUAGUACUUUACUGUUUUAUAAGAUAAUGACCAGCAGACAGACCCCACGCCCGCAACAUGUUGCUGAAAAGGAAAUACCUCGCAUGAAGAAGAGAGACAUGACGAUCGAAGAACUCAGGAAGUACGAUGGCACCGACGAAGACGGUCGGGUUUGUAUAGCCGUCAACGGUAAAAUAUUCGAUGUGACCCGCGGUAAACAGUUCUACGGACCCGGCGGUCCGUACGCGGUCUUCGCGGGCCGCGAUGCUUCGCGGGCCCUGGCUUUGUUUACUGUGAAGGAAUCGGCGCUAAAAAACGAAUAUGACGACCUCAGCGACUUGACAUCGGCUGAGAUGAGUCGCAUGCAAGAAUGGGAGAUGCAAUUUACGGAAAAAUAUGACAUUGUCGGUAGGUUAUUAAGGGACGGUGAGCAAGCCACGGAAUAUACGGAUUCUGAGGAUGAAUCGAGUCCGAACGGGGACACUGACAAAAGCAGCGGGAAAGAUGGUGACUCCUCGUCGCUUCAUAAAGAUGACACGAAAACCCAAUAAUAAUAAUAAUAAUAAUAAUAAUGAUGGUCAUGUUUACAAGUAAUUUUCUUUUUUUUUUAAAAAAAAUGGUUAUGUUUUCUUCUCUCGAAGGACAUAAAAUAACUCAAAAUUUAAAACAAAACAAACAAACAAAAAAAC